Messenger RNA from Antechinus flavipes (yellow-footed antechinus), 3938 nucleotides. It is a transcript of the gene MICU3, whose product is annotated as mitochondrial calcium uptake family member 3. Gene Ontology annotation, cellular component: uniplex complex. Bases 76 to 1644 code for a protein of 522 amino acids. The transcript has 15 exons. Gene Ontology annotation, biological process: mitochondrial calcium ion homeostasis; calcium import into the mitochondrion. The record is from RefSeq and is a predicted model, not a curated record. Gene Ontology annotation, molecular function: calcium ion binding. Lineage: Eukaryota; Metazoa; Chordata; Mammalia; Dasyuromorphia; Dasyuridae.
UUGUCGCGAGAUCCCGGCUUCGGUCCCCGGUCCCUGACAGCAGCCGCGGUGACAGCGGCGCAGCUGGACCGGGCGAUGGCGGCCCUCCGGCGGCUGCUGUGGACAGCACCGCGGCGCCUGGGACCCUCUUUGCCCGGACCGAGGCCGGGGAGGUCUCUGUGGGGGCGACCGGGAGCGGAGAGCGAGGCGGCUGCAGAGUCUGAGCGGCCGGAGGAACGGGAGGACGAGGAGGCCUGGCAACGGCGGCGGCGGCGGCGGCGCUGGGGGGAGCUGGGCGCGGCGGCCGCAGCUGGGGGCGGGCUGGUGGGCGCCGUGUGCCACCGAUUGUACGGGCCGCAGUCACAGCCCACGCCUGAUGAGCCGACCCCCGAACCCGCUCCCCCGCCCCCCACCGCGCGCCUUCCCCUCGCGGUGGCCGCCGCCGCCAGGGACAGCACGGUAGCUGCUGGUAAAGCAGAUUUGGAAGACCUAGAUGUCUUUGCCACUUCUCGGGAAAGACGGUUUCGUUUAUUUGCUUCUUUAGAAUGUGAAGGUCAAUUAUUCAUGACUCCACAGGAUUUCAUCCUGGCUGUUACAACUGAUGAGCCCAAAUAUGUUAAGCAGUGGAGAUCACUUUCGAAACAGGAAUUAAAUGAAAUGCUUAAAGAAACACCACCAGCUUGGAAAGGAUCAUCAAAACUUUUUCGAAAUCUUAAGGAAAAAGGUGUAAUUUCUUACACAGAGUACCUGUUUCUUUUAUGUAUUUUAACAAAGCCUCAUGCAGGUUUUAAAAUAGCUUUCAAUAUGUUUGAUACUGAUGGCAAUGAGAUGGUGGAUAAAAAGGAGUUUUUGGUGCUUCAAGAAAUAUUCAGGAAAAAAAAUGAAAGAAGAGAAGCAAAAGGCGAUGAGGAAAAGCGUGCACUGUUGCGUGUUCAACUUUAUGGACUCCAUGCCUCUCCUAAUAAUGUGGUUAAAACAGGAGAACUCAUCUCCAGAAGCUACUGGGAUACACUGAGACGGAACACGAGCCAGGCGCUCUUUUCGGACCUCACCGAGCGAGCAGAUGACAUCACAAACUUAGUAUCAGAUACUACACUACUUGUACAUUUUUUUGGAAAGAAAGGCAAAGCAGAGCUCAACUUUGAAGAUUUUUACAGAUUUAUGGACAACCUGCAAACAGAAGUUCUAGAAAUUGAGUUUCUUUCUUAUUCCAACGGCAUGAACACUAUCAGCGAAGAAGACUUUGCUCACAUUCUGUUGAGAUAUACAAACAUAGAAAACACAGCUGUGUUUUUAGAUAACGUUCGCUACAAUAUAAUGGAAGAAAAGGGCAUCACAUUCGAUGAAUUCCGGUCCUUUUUCCAGUUUCUGAACAACUUGGAGGAUUUUGCGAUCGCACUGAACAUGUACAACUUUGCAAGUCGCUCCAUAGGGCAAGAUGAAUUCAAGCGUGCUGUCUAUGUGGCAACUGGCCUGAAGCUCUCGCCCCAUCUGGUGAGCACCAUCUUCAAGAUUUUUGAUGUGGACAAAGAUGACCAGCUGAGUUACAAAGAAUUCAUCGGCAUUAUGAAAGACCGGCUGCAGAGAGGAUUCCGGGGCUACAAAACGCUUCAGAGGUAUCCCACUUUCAAAUCCUGCCUGAAGAAAGAACUCCACAGCAGAUAGGUACUUCCCAGGGGUGGCUUAAAGGAUGAUUGUGCCAUCUGAGUGACCCGGACAGACCUUUCAGAGCCUGCAGAAACCGCUUCACCACCAGGAGAUGCUGAGAUAAGGAAAGAUGAAAAACUGCAAAAACAACGUAUUCUGUUUGUCAUCAAUUCACGUCCAUUUGAGUUGGAGAUCCCCAGCCUACCAGCUGUGUGAUUCACUGACUCGUUCUCUGUGCACUUCUUCCCAUUCCCUUCUUAAGGCUUAUAAAGUCUAAGGGAUCGACUGAGGAACAUGUUAAAGACGUGUCCUUUGUGUUCAUUCAUUCAUUAUUUAUUUAUUUGUGGGAGACUUUCCCAUCAGUGAAAACAGCAGGUGCCUCGCGGAAUAGUGUGAUGGGGGAAGACACAUGUUUUGGAUCUUAGGGAAGGGCGCUCACCCAUCUCGGUGACUAGUGCAUGUCCUUGGGCCCAGCUCUGCAUGAACAAGGGUCAUGGUCUACAUUGUCCCAGCCUCGUUCUUUCCUGAUACAGCCUCGCGCCAGGAGCUGUGAUGCACUUUGGACUUUCAGAGGGCUGCAUGAAUGGGAGUCAUUGUGAGAAUCACAGGAAACCCUCAUGCUGCUCCCCCCCCCACCUGUCUGCCAGGUAUCCUAGCUCUUCAGAGAACGGCCCUUGUAGUGGUCAGGGCCUCUGCAGCAUGUGCCCGCCCCUGGGGGCAGGUUGUCCUUCUGUCUUGUAUUGCAUGAGAAUAGCUCGUUUCUAUUCAGGUGAGAGUUAGCCUAGAUUAAUACAGUUUGGUUGGAAAGAAUGUCUGUAUCGUAUUUAUUGGUAAUAAUUUAUUCUUUCUUGAAAAAGGACCACAUUAAAGGCACUUUCCACAGCAAGGUUGUUUUUAAGUAAGCAUUAAAAAUCUAAAUGUAGAAUUCAUUCUUCUUAAAACAAUCUGUCUUUAAAGGACAGAAAAGUAGAUCUCAUUUAGAAACAAUGAAAAUUAGCUUUCAAGCAAAGAAUUGAUGCUUUUUGAUUGAUUACUGGAAGUCUGAUUAUUGUAUUAAAAAAAACUCCACUAAGGGCAGCUAGGUGGCACAGUGGAUAGAGCACCAGCCCUGAAGUCAGAAGGACCUUAACACGUCCUAGCUGUGUGAGCCUGGGCAAGUCACUUAACUCCAACUGCCUCAGGGGGGAAAAAAAAGAACAAAGUUCCUGUGAGAUACUGGCCUAAUGCUGAGAUGAUUAGCCCUUCAGAUUUUGUGAUAUUUUAUAAGUGAAAAUCUAAAAUGACAAUUUUACAUUUUGGCCAUGAAUUUCACUUUAACUUACAGUUAAAUUUUUACAAGAUUUCAUCAGGGUGAUUUCUUUUUCUACCAGUCCACAUGACGGGGACCUCCAUGAGUUGUCCUAAAGACAAAAUCAUACCUGCUGACCAGUCCUCUGCAGGCCGCCUUCAGAUGGGCCAGGCCUUAAUGUCAGGCCUGGAUAGUCCUGAGGUUACUGGCCGCCUUUCCAGCAACAUUAAAAAGGAAGACCACAAAAGGUAGCAGGCCACAUUCCCCAGCUAGGAGACAACUGAGAAUGAUGUUGACAGGGGCGAGAUCAUCAAAAGCGCCUGGGAGCAUUUUCAAGAUGGCAGCACCGUGGCUGGUGUGCUGACUUCGGCUAGCUCCCCGAGGCCCAGCUUGCUGUUCCCUACAGUGGCCUAGGUCUGAAAGUUAAGUAUCACCCGGCUUUGGUUCCACUUGUACUUUUAAAAUACAGUUUGAGGAUUUGGCUGAAGGUUGAGGAAGUAAAUGAAGACCUCCUGCUAUUCCAUAUGAGGUUAGUACCUCUAGGUCCAGCUUAACCUAGAGUAAAUUGUUCCUAAGGUUAGCACUUGGUGGGAAAUGACUGUGUAAGUAACUGCUGCUCUGCCCAAGGCCUGGGAGAAAGCCUGGUUUUCCACAAGUGUGGCUCAUAGCAGCAGAGCCUGAUCCCUCUCCCUCCGCCCCAAGGAGGAGUAGUUAGCACCAGGAAAAGCAGCUCGAUGUCCUUUCCUAUCCCAAGGAAGUCGAUGAAUGCCCGUCUGUGUGUAAGACUGCCAUAUAAUACUACUAUGUGAAUAAGCAAAAUCUUGCCAGAAACUUCAGAAAAAUUAGUCUCCUGCUGAUUACAAUGCAUCUCUAUGUGCUAGCAAUAUUUACCUCUAUCAAACACUUUUUAUGGAAAGAUUGAUGUUAGUUAGAUCUCCAUGUCAAACCCUAGCAUCGUGUCGACAGAACUCGUGCAUUCUAAAUGUGGUAUCAUGAAAUAAAAGUUUAAAAUGACAUCUCAGAA